Messenger RNA from Lineus longissimus, 3553 nucleotides. RefSeq names its product sodium-dependent proline transporter-like. Lineage: Eukaryota; Metazoa; Nemertea; Pilidiophora; Heteronemertea; Lineidae. The coding region runs from base 238 to 2208 and encodes 656 amino acids. The transcript is spliced from 13 exons. The record is from RefSeq and is a predicted model, not a curated record. Gene Ontology annotation, biological process: sodium ion transmembrane transport. Gene Ontology annotation, cellular component: plasma membrane.
AUACGUCCUUGACCACUUGCAGGUCGAGCGAUGACUCGACAAUAGCCCAUAGCACACCGUAUGCGGUAUGCCAGUACGCGCGCAGAUGAGAACCCAUAGAGAACGCAUGAGAGAGUCAUAAUCAUGAAGGGGAGAAUAGAGGGUUAGCACAGGAAAACUAUUUUUAUUCUUCAGUUACCCUACUGAUCACUCACGUUUGCAGGACUGGAUCGGGUGGUUAUAUUUGAAUCUCGUAAAAUGAAUAAACAGGAGAAAGUAUCUCAAGUACGUGUUUAUGAGAGCAGUACUAUGGUGGACAGUUGCAGCUCAUCGGAAGAUAUCAUAGUGGAUACCUCACGUGGUACAUGGAAUGGUCGGUUUGAAUUCCUCCUUUCGUGUGUUGGGUUUGCAGUUGGACUGGGCAACAUAUGGCGGUUUCCAUACCUAUGUAUGCGAAAUGGUGGAGGAGCUUUCCUCAUUCCGUAUUUCUUCUUCUUGUUCGUCUGCGGGAUUCCCCUUUUCAUCAUGGAACUAUCGAUCGGACAGUUUGCCAGUUCUGGACCAACUAGAGUGUUCAAUAUCUGUCCUCUCUUUAAAGGUCUUGGCUGGGGAAUGGUCGUGGUGAACGUGAUGGUUGUUUUGUAUUACCAAACCAUCAUUACCUGGACGCUAUACUACCUCGGUAUGUCAUUCUACGGCUUUGCUGACAGGCUUCCAUGGGCCAACUGUAACAACACUUGGAACACGGAGCAAUGUCGUAUGAAUGGGACUUCUGCCUGGAUAAAUGAAACAUACAUGAAUGCAACAAAUUUGACAGAUAUUGGAAUAUUUUAUCAGUCGGAGAAUAUGUCCACGGUGUUAGAUAAUGUCACCAUUGUGAAUACUUCGAAGACUAUGUCACCAUCAGAGGAAUUUUGGCAGUACAAUGUGCUGGAGCUGACCGAUGGCAUUGAGACACUUGGUGGCUUUCGAUGGCAGCUCGUCCUCUGCCACAUCUCUGGCUGGGUCCUCCUCUUCGUCUGCCUAUUCAAGGGGAUCAGGUCGACAGGAAAGGUUGUGUAUGUGACUGCUACUGUCCCCUACCUCUUCUUGACAAUCCUACUGAUACGGGGCUGCAUGAUGCCUGGAUCUCUCAAUGGCAUCAAAUACUACAUCACCCCCGACUUUAGCAAGCUCUUAAAUCUAAAGAUAUGGGCAGAGGCCUGUCUCCAGAUUUUCUACUCUCUUGGACCGGCCUGGGGAGGCAUGAUUACUUUUGCUAGUUACAACGAGUUUCAUCACAACUGCUACAGGGAUGGUAUCAUCGUUCCUCUGGUUAACUGUUUCACCAGUUUCUAUGGGGGAUUUGUCAUCUUCGCGGUUGUCGGCUUCAUGGCCCAUGAAGCCGGGGUGGAUGUUCAGGAUGCAAUGACUUCAGGACCAGGCUUGGCAUUUAUUGCCUAUCCUGAAGCACUGACCAAGUUUCCUCUUGCUUCCUUGUGGUCUGUCCUCUUCUUCCUUAUGCUGUUGACACUUGGACUGGACAGCCAGUUCGCUUGUUCUGAAUGUAUUCUCAGUGGUGUUGUCGAUCAAUUCCCGGAAUUCUUCAGCCGUGGCAAGCACAGGAAGCAAUAUCUGCUUGUUGUAUUUGUGCUGGCAAAUAUAUUGAUAGGAUUACUCUUCUGCACCAGGGCUGGGAUGUACUACUUCCAGAUUUGGGAUUGGUUCUCUGCUGCAUUUUCUAUCCUACUGAUUGCUGCCCUGGAAAGCAUGGUUGUUGCAUGGGCUUAUGGAUCAGAUAGUCUUCUUCGAGACAUCAGCUGUAUGAUCGGAUAUAAACCACUCCUUCUUCGUGGCUUCAAACCAUUCUGGUGUUUUGUCAUUCCAUUCCUGAUGCUGUUCUGCUUGGUGUAUUCUGCAGUGGUGUUCAUUACUCCAUCCUAUGGCGUUUACUACUUCCCACCGUGGGCAGUGUGGCUUGGUUGGACACUAAGCCUUUUCUCUACUCUGCCUAUACCUGCUUUCAUGAUCCAGGAAAUUAUGCAAAGAAAGGGAACAUUUUUGCAGCGACUUCGUCAGAGCAUCAAGCCCGGCCCAGAAUGGCGACCACGUCUUGCCAAACAUAGGAAGGAGUAUGAUUUCUUCACUGCCAAUGAGGAGAACUCGCCUAGUGAAAGUCGUUCAACUUCUCAAGAGAGUGAUAUCAUGUUCAAGCCAAUUGAGAUGGGAUUGGUUGAUAACUUGAAAUAAACGAAAAUACAUGUACAGUAUGUGCAUAUUGCAGCAUAAUUUCAAUAAAUGAAGACUUCGAUUAGUUAACUCCUCCAGUGCCUGACGAUUUUCCAAAAAUGACCAGCUUUUAAUAGCUCACCUGUAGUAAGCUUAUACAGAACUUGUAACUGCUGUGACUGGAUGCCCCAAAUUAGAGUGCAUUGUCUCCUGUCCCUUUUUAUGAUUCAAAAGUUAAGUCGGAGAUUAAACAAAGUAUUUUAAAGUGUUGUGAGACUAGGGGUUCAGCAGGCUGUGACCCCUCCCUUUCCCACCAUUGAGGCAUGGAAUGGAAUAAUAGAACAGUACGGUUGUUGAAAGCACAGGAAUAAAUGUGAUUUAUAAAAAGAUUUAAACAAGUGGGUCUCAGACUCGUCCUUAAACCUGACAGUGAAAUGUAUCACCCACUUUUAGCACCAGAAAAAUUCACAGAGAUUAACGUGCCGCUUGGCUGCGAAACACAUGAAUUCAGUUUUUGAGUCAUGAAACAUCAGUUGGUGUAGGGUAAACCAAGACCGUAGGUCAUUGACAGCAUUGACAAGGGAAUCCAAGGCCAGAGAGACGGCUGGUAGAUAGGGGUCAGAGAACGUGUAGAAUCCUUGUAAUCAGCACAAUUAUUUGGUUUGAUGUACAAAUUGCGUCCAUGAUAUCCUGAGUUGGAGAUGUGUAAACAUUGAAGAGUAUGGACCCAAUAUGGACUCCUGUGGGACGUGCACCCUGUUGGAUUCUGAGUUGCCUAUGCGCAGAGAUUGGCUCCUGUCUGUCAGAUAACUGUUAAACCAUUUAUGGGAAGUGCCGGAUACACAAAACACUCUUCUAAGAUGUGUGGCAGGAUUCGCUUGUCAAUGUUGUAGAAUGCUGCUGCUGAUAAAUCUAAAAUCGCUAUCAAGCAAAUGCAGCCACUGAUGUCAUUUUGAACCCUAGCGCUGUCUGGGUACUAUGAAAACGUUUGUAUGCCAAUUGCAUAACUUCAUCCAAGAAGCGGUAGCAAAAUAUUCCUAGAGGCAUUUGACGACCAACUUCUCCAGAAUUUUACUUAUGAAUGACAAGUUUGUAGCUGGUCUGUAGUUAUUUCAAAGUUUACAGUGCUACCUCUUAUCAUACAGCCUACACUACAGGGUAUAGAGCAGAUGUUGUUUGUGGAUAAUGAUUUAAGUAAUGAAUUAUUUAACCUAUUUCAGCCAACAUCGGGAACGUCUGGCUGUUGGUGUGAAACAACUUAUUCAGUUUUCAAUUUAAUAUUAUAUUGCCAUUAAUAUGGAGCUUUAUAAUGCUUGAUGAUAUUCAUCUGUUGGCAAAUCACUUGUAUCAGGUGCUCUUAAUAAAG